GAGCUUGCACACCGCCAGCUUCUGUAGCCGCGGCAGUGCCUUUCCCGCGGCCCCUUGCUGUCGGCGGACACUGGAGGAGUGGUGUGAAAGGUCCUCGCUUCCAGUUUCAGCCUUUCUCUCUCGCUUCCUCCCCGCCACGGGGAAGCCGUGUCUGGGGAGGAAAGAAAGGGACCUCCAGGGCUGGGCAUCAGCCCGUCCUAGGCGGAGGGAGGGGCAGCUACCCGAGGGAGGCAGCAGGGUCCAGUGGAUCCCCCACUGCAGUGCCUGUGGGGCAGGAGGGCGCUGGGAGAGGACAGGCUGUGGAGCAUCUCCCGAGACGAGACUGACUCUCCACGAUAGAGGGAGGGAGACAGAGAGAGGGAGAAACUGCUACCUCUCUGCCGUACUCCUGUCCACAAAUUUCAGGGGGUGGAGAAAAAGAAAAUCGAGGGCCUACGCUGGGACCUCCCAGUGGGAGCAGUUGAAAAGGAGCCAAAACAGGCGUCGAAGCGGAGAGCGACAUCCCAAGAAGAGUCCCCCUCCUCCGCUUCCUGAAGCCGCAGUGUGUCCGCCGCCUCCGCAGCCUCAGGAUGUGGGUGCCGUUGCUGCUGCUGCUGCCGGAGCUGCUCCCCGCCGUGCCAGCCCAGAAGCUCUCCGCCCUCACGUUUUUGAGAGUUGACCAAGACAAAGACAGAGAAUGCAGCCUGGACUGUGCAGGUUCCCCACAGAAAUCACUCUGUGCAUCUGAUGGAAGAACUUUUCUAUCACGCUGUGAAUUUCAACGAGCAAAAUGCAAAGACCCUCAGUUGGAAAUUGCCUACCGGGGGAACUGCAAAGAUGUUUCCAGAUGUGUGGCUGAGAGGAAGUACACCCAGGAGCAGGCUCGCAAAGAGUUUCAACAAGUGUUUAUCCCAGAAUGCAAUGAUGACGGCACAUACAGUCAGGUUCAAUGCCAUAGUUACACUGGAUACUGCUGGUGUGUCACUCCCAAUGGCCGUCCUAUCAGCGGUACUGCUGUGGCCCACAAAACUCCUCGGUGCCCAGGUUCAGUGAGUGAGAAGCUGCCACAACGAGAAGGUGCAGGAAAAACAGAUGAUGCCUCAGUUCCUGCGCUGGAGACUCAGCCUCAAGGCGAUGAAGAAGAUAUAGCUUCUCGUUACCCCACCUUAUGGACUGAACAAGUGAAAAGUAGACAAAACAAAACCAAUAAAAGCUCAGCGUCAUCAUGUGAUCAAGAACUUCAGUCAGCCCUGGAGGAGGCUAAACAGCCCCAGAAAGACAAUGUGUUCAUUCCAGAGUGUGCUCAGGGUGGUCUCUACAAACCAGUGCAGUGCCACCCUUCCACAGGCUACUGCUGGUGUGUUCUGGUGGAUACAGGACGUCCUAUCCCUGGUACAUCAACCAGGUAUGAACAACCUAAGUGUGAUAAUGGUGCCAGAGCUCACCCAACCAAAACAAAGGAUUUGUACAAAGGACGCCAGCUUCAAGGUUGUCCUGGGGCCAAGAAGAAUGAGUUCCUAACUAGUGUUUUGGAUGCACUGUCCACAGAUAUGGUGCACGCAGUCUCUGAUCCAUCAUUGUCUUCUAGCCGGGUUUCAGAGCCUGAUCCAAAUCAUACUCUGGAAGAGAGAGUGGUCCACUGGUAUUUCAAACAGCUAGAUAAAAAUUCCAGUGGUGACAUUGGCAAGAAAGAAAUCAAGCCAUUUAAAAGAUUCCUAAGAAAGAAAUCAAAACCCAAAAAAUGUGUGAAGAAGUUUGUGGAAUACUGUGAUGUGAAUAACGAUAAAUCCUUGUCAGUUCAAGAAUUAAUGGGCUGCUUGGGAGUAUCAAAAGAAGAAGGUAAAGCAGAAACAAAGAAACGCCAUACAGCCCCUAAAACCAACACUGAAAGUACUUCAUCCAGCAAGCAGCAAGCAUCGAAGAAGCAAGGAUGAAAAGUUUACUAAUCCCAGGCAGAUCUCUUUGACAUGUGGGAGAUUUCCUCACCAAAAGGCAAUAAAAACAACUGUAGUAUUUGCACUUUGUACUUAAAAAUGUAAAUUCACUUUGUAGAAAUGAAAUAUUUAAACAGACUUUUUUAAUCUGUGAAAAUGUAAUGGCUAGUUUUGAACAAUUAUCACAUACAAUGUAUGUGUCUUCUUGUGUUGUCUGAAAUAUGUAAAACAUGUUGGAGAUGUAAAAGUUUGCAUUUAAACCAUUUUUUUUUAAAUAGCUUUUUGGCCAAUGGUAGCAUAGAGACCAGAUUCUGUGUAUUUUGGUUUCAAUUAGUAUGCUUUUCCUAAUACUGUCAUUUAAGUAGAGUUAUGCUGAAGAGUCUACUGUAUUCUCAGUUUUGUCUAAGCAAUGUUGGGUGUUUCAGGUUUGCAGGACUGAGGGAAGUGUGUAAAAUGCUCUUUGUUUUGCAGUUUUAAAGUGAAGAGAUUUUUCACUAGUGGCUCUAUUGUAUUUCACAUUGUUUGUAUUGUUAGUAUUAUGCUUUCCAAAAAUGAUGCAGUGAAAGUGCCACUACUAAUGGAUUUUUAAAAAGUUACUCUACAGUUGGGAUACUUGCAGAAAAAUGUAUCCUUUUAUCCAAUUUUGAGGUGCCAUGCAUUACAUAUUUUGGUAGGAUCUUUUUCCUGCUUGUUUUCACCUGAGUUCAACAACAAACCAACAAGGAGUAGUAAGAUGCAUUGUAAUGUCACUCCAGUCUGGUUCGGCCGGGUUCUAAAAGCAUUUUUCUGUGGUCAGUUCAAAGCCCAAGCAGAGUUAUAUGGGUCAGAAUUAUCAGUUUCAUCAUAAAGAGACAGGGAAGGGUAAACAGUUUGUUCAGCCUUUUCUUCCUCUACACCUGGCUGCCCUCAUCAGCGUUUUGGUUUGCCUCAGGGUUCACUAGAGGUAAAGCUGAACAAAUUAUGAACAAUUGCCAUCAGGUGGGGCUACUCAUGUUGCCCCGCCUGAGGCUUUUUCCUUGCUGUCUGGAAGUUCUCACAAGUUUUCAUACCUUCUCUGUCAUUUUUCCCCCAUAUACUUUGUGUGCCUGAGGGGAAUAAGAACUUGUGGAUGCGAAUUUAAGCAAGGGGCCCAGGUGGAAAAGGCUCAACUCUUGAACAACUGUGAGUUACAAGCAGCUGGGUUGAUUGAUGCAAUGACAGAUGGACUGUUGGCAUCUAGGAGCUGGCACAAAAAGGCAGGAAUGUUGCAACAGUGAUUUCAUCCUGUUUUGUUUAAAUAACUUAUGGGAUCGGACAUAUGACUAGGUAAUCAUAAUAGAACCCUGGCUUGUACCUGGAGAAGCUUUUUUUGCAAAUAAAAACCUUUCAUUUCAAUUUCAACAUAUGCUGAAGUGAUAGAAAACACUGUAUGCAGUGGAAUCUUACUCAAGAAAUUGUGUAAGCUGAGCUUUGGCAGCAGGAGGAACCAGGAUGCAACUGUAUGCUAUCUUGUAUUUUUGUUUUUAAAAGUAUUUGUUAUUCUUUUAUACUGUUAAACUUUGAAUUUAAUCUUCUUUAUAAAUUAAAGUCAGUAUGUUACAAACUA
Molecule: messenger RNA, 3498 nt
Organism: Dryobates pubescens (Downy woodpecker)
Lineage: Eukaryota; Metazoa; Chordata; Aves; Piciformes; Picidae
Gene: SMOC2
Product: SPARC related modular calcium binding 2
Exons: 13
Coding region: 570-1913 (447 amino acids)
Biological process (GO): extracellular matrix organization
Cellular component (GO): basement membrane
Molecular function (GO): extracellular matrix binding; heparin binding; calcium ion binding
Source: RefSeq, a predicted model, not a curated record